AACCAUUUAUUAUUAUUUUUUUUACAUAAACUUCUGAAACUAUUGUGUCGUCUUUUUUAAAAGAAAUGAAUUACAAUAAAAUUAAACAAAAAAUAAAAACAUAUUUUUAAUAAGAGAAAAUCUAUGAACAAUUUGUUAUAUUUUAAACAAAUCAUCCGGACAAUGUCGAAGAACAAAAGUAAAAAAUCGCCUGUGGUUCUACCUCCCGGUACAAAAACAGUGACCAACAACGAUCCCAUUCAAAUGGAUAAAGCUGGAAAUAUUUGCAUUAAGAUUCUAGCUAAACCUGGAGCCAAACAAAAUAAUAUCACAGAUAUAACAGAUGAAGGAGUUGGUGUUCAAAUAGCUGCACCACCUUCGGAAGGAGAAGCAAAUGCAGAAUUGGUAAAAUACUUGUCCAAAGUUCUUAGUCUACGUAAAAGCGAUGUAAGUUUGGACAAAGGAUCACGUUCUAGAAAUAAAAUUAUUCAAAUCAGUAAAGGAGUGACGACACCGGAAGCUAUAGUAGAACUUUUAAAAAAAGAAUCUCAAGCGUAGUAUAGUGUGUCUGAGAAAUGAGACUUGUAAGCUUGUAACCUACUUAUCUGCAUUUUUGUAUACACAUUUCUUUGGGAUAUUUUUAUUUGUAUUUAUGUCAAUAUAUAUAAUAAAUAUAAGAAACUAAA
Messenger RNA from Eupeodes corollae, 665 nucleotides. RefSeq names its product UPF0235 protein C15orf40 homolog. Gene Ontology annotation, cellular component: cytoplasm. The record is from RefSeq and is a predicted model, not a curated record. Lineage: Eukaryota; Metazoa; Arthropoda; Insecta; Diptera; Syrphidae. The coding region runs from base 124 to 537 and encodes 137 amino acids. The transcript has a single exon.